CGGAAGAAAGACUCAAAUAUCUGUUAAGAAGCCAUUUUAGUUGGCUCAGUUUCUGUUACGUGCAUGAAUGCUACGUGAGGGGAUUUUCUUUGUGUGAUUUACUGUAUUUGUGAAUGUCUGCCAUCUGCUCAUUUUUUUAAAAUUAUAAACCCACAAAGGCUGUGGGCACUUUCAAUUGUGGCUGGCAUUCAAUAAGGAAAAAACUCAACUAAAUUGUCAAGUGGUUUGAUUCUGACUGAAUGCAAAGGGUUGGACUAUGUUGCAUCCGGCACAGGGGAGCUCUUAUGCUGCACACAAAUUGAAUAAACUGCCAACAGAAGUGAAGUCAGCCCCUAGUUUAAUUACACCACUUUUAAAAACAAGUUCAAAAGGUUUUUUUUUCCCCAGACUUCAUCUUGUCGUCAAAACAUUUUUAAAUGUUUCUCUUUUAGUUAUUUCUUCACAUUGCUUGUCAAUAUGUGCAGUCAUAUUUUCUGCUGACGUGUUGAUAAAUGCUGCUUCUGAAUGUUGUUAAACUGUAGCGUUUGUAAAUUCGUGUUGGUGUCCUGUCUUUGCUUGUGUGAAGCACAUUGAGUUGCUUGGGUAUGAAAUGUGCUCGAUGAAGUUGCAUUGCCUAAAUUUCCUCAUUUGAACCACAAUGGCCACACCGCAGUGACAUACAGGUAUAGAGACCCAACCCAGGGGUCCAAUGCUGCGUCGUCUUGGGCAACAUCCCACCACCGACCAUCUCGCGGGAUGCCCUCGGCAGAAUGGACUGAAGCAAAGUGAUUCACAGGGAUUAGGGAUUAAAAUCCACCUCCCACACCCACCCCCAGCUGAAUGCUUUGGUGGAGUAAAUCUGGGGAUUAUGAUGUCAACAGGCUCGAGCUACAGGAGAGGAAAUUGAAUUGUGUUGGGGAAAGAGUGGCACCGGCGGUCGGAUUACAGUGCAGCACUAGCAAAAAGCAGACAUGGCGGUUCGCAAUUGUGCCAUUUGUCAACAUGUGACAAAUGUUGAAAAUAAUGCGGAAUGAUGUUGAGGUGACUGAUUGGGUGGUAAGAAGAUUGCUGUGUCACUGUUAAUCUCGGCCAUCCCGCUCUGGAGACAGCUCCUCCAGCCGCCGCCGCAGCCGCCGUCCCUCCGGCUCCUCCUCCUCCUCCUGCUCCCACUAUCCCGUUCCAAGGAAUCACAAAAACCAAGAAAAUGAAGGUGAAAUGGACCCAAGUGGGUUUGGUGUUCUUCCUCGUGCUGUCCAUGGUGAUGACGGGAUGCUUCUUCUGGCAAUAUCAGCUUCCAAAGGUGCAGCCAGAUGAAGGGCUGGGUGACAAUGCCAAAUCCGAGAUGAGGUGUCCUCGCUUUCCUGAGCCUGUUCCACUACAGCAUCCCAUUCCUGCUCUGAAAGAGUCACUGGAAAAGGUGGACAUUUUGCUUCGCCAGAGCAUCAAUCCAGUUAGUCUCCCGGCUCUCUCCGCCAUAGUCAUCCUGAACGACACAGUUUUAUGGACCGGCAAUUUUGGCAAAAGGAACAGCUCAGAUGCAUUCUCAGGACCCCCCAAUGAGUAUACCAUCUACAGAAUAGCCAGCCUGUCCAAAAUCUUCCCCACGCUGAUGCUGUACCGGCUGUGGGAGGAGGGCAAGAUCGGCUCACUGGACGACCCGCUGGAGAAGUACGUGGACAACUUCACCAUCAAGAACCCCAUGGGGAGGACCCGCGAGUCGGAGCUAAAAUAUGUGACGGACGGCCUGAUCUUUCUGGACAGCGGCGAGGUGCCUAUUCGCUCCUCCUCGGUGACGCUGCGCAGGAUGGUCAGCCAGCUCUCUGGCCUGCCCAGGAGACUCAGGGCAACAAACCUCCUCUGGAAAGGAAAGACUCAGUCAGCGAUCAACCUUCUGCAGGACGAUGUCCUUGUCGCCGAUCCGGGAACCAAAUGUCACUACAGCAACCUCGCCUUCUCACUGCUGGCUCACGUGAUGUCCGAGCGCGUGGUCAACAUGGACUACCAGCGCUGGGUAUCAGACAACAUCCUGGACCGUCUGGGCAUGGAGGACACCGGCUUUGACAUCACGCCAGGCCUCCAGGGCCAGGUGGCCGUGGGUGUGUACUCCAAUGGGAAGCCCGCCCCACUCUAUGACUUGGGCUGGUAUCGCCCAUCGGGUCAGAUGUUCUCCACAGCGGCAGACCUGGCCAAGCUGGCCAUGAUGCUGCUGGGUGCCUAUCACCGCAAGCUUCUGGAUCCUGACUCUUUGAAGAUCAUGCUCACGCCGCUGUUCAAGUGCGACAAGGACUACUUCGCCAACCGCACGGGGACGCCGUGGGAGGUGAAUGAGCUGCUGGGCUACGAGAUGGUGCGCAAAGAUGGCGACCUUGACGGCUAUUCGGCCACAUUCUCCCUGGUGCCACGACUCAAGCUUGGACUGGUUGUGCUCAUGGCCGGAGGUCGGUCCCAGAAGCAGGACGUUGUGGCCAAAGCCUACCGUCACAUCGUCCCUGCCUUAGAAAAUGCAUUCAGGGAUGCCCAGAGGGUGCUGUUCGCACCCCCAAAUCCAGAGGCCUAUGUAGGCUUCUUCACCUACAGCAACAUCACCUUCUACGAAAUAAAAGCCGGCUCGGACGGCAUUCUCACCAUGCAGCAAUUCGGCCCUCAAAUCGAAGAGCUGAUUCCGAAAACGUACCGGACCAUAAAACUCAAUUUCCUGGUGGAGCGCAUCUUCAAGGUGGUCUUUGAAAGGGAGUACCCCUGCGUUCUUAGGGUGGGCUCGGCCUCAGUUUCCCUGGAGGCGCAGGAUGGGCAACUAUUCAACUUCUAUGCAUACGACAAGCACGGCAUGUCCCCUGGGUUUGAUGCGCCGGGGUUGAACACAUACAAUGUGGUCAGGAUAGCACGCAAGCCGUCCUUCUCCAGUUGAGUCGAUUCUCUCUAAAGCAGACUUGUUUGCAUCGUGGCCUUGAGGGGGUUGUUAUGAAUGAAGGUGGUCAUGCAGACAUGCUGUGAAAGUUACUCAUCUCAUUUUCUGAUGCUGGUAACGCAUCAUUUUGUCUCCUACCUGUACGCCAUUUCUUUUAUUUUUUACUUUUCAUCUGCUCUCCUUAAGCUACUUUUGAGACAUCAUGUCUUCUUUUUCCCGUUUUUUAACACCACUGACAACACGGUUUACAGUGAACCCUUGCUAUUUACAGGAGUUACCGGCUAAUGAUAAGGUUGUGACCAAACACAAAAUAUUGCACCGCGUGUGGCGCAUAUGUGUUUGCUCGCGGUUGAACUACACGGGUUGCUUUGAGCUGAGAAAAGGAGGAGCUCUUCAAUGUUUGAACAUUGCUAGUUGUGUUCUUGCUUUGGCGGCUAAAUGCUAUCUUGAUGGACUGUUCAACAGCUAAAAACAAGUCAGUCCACUCACCUGAUACAUCAUCUUCCUUGCUUCCCAUUCUCUUCUUGGCUUGGUCCCAGCCACUAGUGAAAGCCGGCUGAGUUGUGAACCUCAAUGAUCCAUUCAUUAUCUGAACCGCUUUAUCCUCACAAGAGUCGCGGGCAUGCUGGAGUUUAUCACAGUUGUCUUGGGGCAGUUGGGUACCCUGAACUGGUUGCCAGCCAAGACUGCAAUGAUAUUGUCCCGCAUUGCUCUUAGUUCACCACGCUGUUUGCCUUUUUUAUUUCAUAACUUUUUUUGGCUCUGUGUCUGUGCGUGUGCAGCUGUGGCUUUAUUUGAUGUAGUACGUACAUUCUCAACACCAAUUAUGCGUUGGUAACGCAACACUGCCAAAAGUCCUCAUCGCUUCAAACGCUUCAUUCACGCUGCCAGUCAUGCAACUGUGUAAACUGCAUUGACUAUACAGUAAUCACCCCUUUAUCGUGAGGGUUACUUUCCAAAAAGAACCCCCAAUAAGUGAAAUCCGUAAAGUAGUCAUCUUUAUUUUUUACAAUUAUUACGAAUACAAUACUGUAUUCAAUUAAGCCAAAGAUUAAACCUGUAUUCAGGCUUAAGCAUUAAAAUAUACAUAUAUAUAUAUAUAUAAUAAUAA
Molecule: messenger RNA, 3998 nt
Organism: Hippocampus zosterae (dwarf seahorse)
Lineage: Eukaryota; Metazoa; Chordata; Actinopteri; Syngnathiformes; Syngnathidae
Gene: lactbl1b
Product: lactamase, beta-like 1b
Exons: 7
Coding region: 1184-2887 (567 amino acids)
Source: RefSeq, a predicted model, not a curated record